AUGUCCGCAAAUACUGAAAUCAACGAGCGUCGUUAUCGACCUAUCUACGAGGCCCUCGACGCGGCCAAUUAUAAAGCCGCUCUCCAGCGGUGUAGCAAACUCCUUAAAAAGCAGCCGGACUUAUUAGUUGUCAAGGCUUUGAAAGCCUUAGCAUUAGAAAAGACUGGGAAGACAGACGAGGCAAUUGAAUUAUGCGCUCAAAUCAAGGCACUGAAACCGGUUGACGAAGCUGUCCUACAAGCUCUUUCAUUGGUGUACCGAUCAGCUGACAAACAACAAGCUGUUGUAGAACUCUACCAGACUGCGUUAAAACAAAAACCGAACAGCGAAGAAUUCGGAUAUCACUGGUUUAUAGCUUUAGUUAGAAUACACGACUACAGAGGGCAGCAACAGGCGGCCUUAAAACUCUAUAAGACGUUUAAAUCAAACAGAUACUACUUUUGGGCAGUUACAAGUAUUCUACUGCAGGCAGAUGAAGCCGACGCUCAGCAGAAAGAUCUCUUACUGUCAUUGUCAGAGCGCAUGAUUGCAAAGGCUAUUGAAGAGAAAAGAUUGUCUACUUCUGAAGAAUUUUACUUGUAUUUGGUCAGCCUCAUAAGACAAAACAAGACAAAGGAAGCUCUCGAAAUUCUUGAAGGAGAGCUUGGUCAAAAAUUCCAAAAUGACAUCGAGAUUAAAUCGAUCAAAAACACAGUAUUGAAAAAGGAAAAGGCCUGGGAAAAGCUUCUACUUAUAUCGGAGGAGGCUGUGAGUACUGUAAAUAAUGACGAUUGGUUAAGCUACCUGACGUACAUUGAAGCCGUUCUCGAAAUUUCAUCAAUUGAAACUGAUGAUAAUGCCACCAGCAGUAGGAUAGAAAAGGCACGCGAAUUCAUCUCUAAAAUCCAGGAGAAGGAGCUUUCACGCCUGGAGAACGAACCGGCACGAAAAUAUUUGCAUCGCGGACCUUUUCUUGCAGAACUCCGACUGGAGAAGCAGAUUGCGUCGAUCGAAAGAUAUAAUUCGAAAGAUUUGUCACCAUUGAUUUUGAAAUACUUUUCAAAGUUUUCCUCAAAAGCUUGCUGCUUUGAAGACUUGCAGCCUUAUUUAGACGGACUUGGUACGGAAGCUGCUGAGAAACUUGUCAAUGAGUUUAAAAGCUGUAUUGACGAAAGUAGUCAAGAAACCAAGGACAAGAUUAACAAUGUCCAGCGAUGGGUAAACAUUUAUAAACUCGAACGAUAUUUAGGAUUACUCUCAGCUUUAGAUGAAAAGCAGUUGAUAUCAUACGCUAAUGCGUUAUGGAAAGCAUACUGUGACUCGUUGCCAUUGGGUACAAACCUGAAAGAGACAGAAUUGCAUUACGGAGAUGAUUUUGCAGUUCUUGCUACUCAUGUUUUACUUGACUUGCACAAAAAGAGUGGAUCAAAUAUUUACCUUUUCCAAGCAGUAAUGAUUCUUGAAACAGCUUUGGAAAAUAGUCCUUCCAACUUUCAAUUUAGCCUACUGCUGACACGCAUAUAUUUGAUGCUGGGAAUAUGCUUUAGACCAAUACAGCUAUUUAAAUCAUUGGAGGUGAAGCACGUACAAUGGGACACGCUUAGUCACUUUGUCCUCAAUCGGGCUACCUCAUUAGGCUUUUAUGAUGAUGCGCAGUCAAUCUUAUGCGAUGCGCUGCAUAUUUAUCAAAGUAAUACAGAUGAGACUCCAGACAUGAUCGUAUUCGCAUACAAAAAUGGGACAUAUUCAAAGGUGGAAGAGUUUAUAGAGUUUGAGAAAAGAUUGAUGAAAUCCAUUCAACAUGCCAUUAUCGAUCGUGAGCUAAUGCGAAUUGAGCUGUUUGACGUGUCCAAUUCUAUUGCACAAGUCAACGGCUAUCUGAAUGAGUUUGAAGACGAGGAUAACUUGGUUCCUGAACUUGUAGAUAAAGAACCAGUUGGUGAAUUUUCAGAGUCAGAAUUUUUAGCGGAAUACCAAAUGCUUCGAACUAUACUAAUGGUACGUUACUCAAUUUUUGACACCGCCGCAGAUGACAGCAUCAAUGACAAAUAUGACAAUAGAGAUUUUGAUGUCAUGUCGAAUUUCAACCCCAAAGGCACCCCCUCAGUUGAAGAGAGUACCCGUUUCGCUCCUAAGCUUGAUGUGACGUGGCUAAGAACUUUUGAGAUCAUCCCACGACUACUGAAAUGUAUUUGUCUUGGAGCUUCAGUCGAUAAAGUUCGGAGACAUAUCGAAAUGCUUGUGGCAUGCUGUAAGGAGGCGAGCUUAACUAAGGAAGAAAUUUCUAUUGCGACAAUCCUUGCAAAAUUGGGAGAAAUAUACUGCUUAUUGAAGGAUGAGGAAGCUGGAACUGAAGACGUUAAGAAGAAUUUAAAUGAUUGUAUCUCUAAACUAAUACAGCAUUUAGAAGAUGCUGUGCCUACCGGAAUGCUUGAUGAUGCGAUAGAAAGUUUGUCAUGGAGGCAUAUCUCACAAGCGUCUUGUUUCGCAGAGGUAGUGAAUUACUUGGUGAUCACGUUGUCAAGCUUUAAAGCUUUGACACAAUCUGGGGGCAAAAAGUCUAAACUUCGACAACUGCAUCCGGUCAUCCAAUCACUUAUUGAAUCCGUAAAAUCGAAAUUUUUCGAGCGUCAGGAUCUGUUCGAUGCUUUCGAAAAACGAUUGAUUCCAGAAGAUAUGAUUGAGAAGAUUUAUCCUCUUCUUUUGUCUCAAGACAGUAUCGAAUUUUGUCGGCUCCAGUCGAACUCCGAGUUUGUGAAAGAUAAGCUGACGGCGGUGGUAGUGAGUUGGGGAGUGAGUGUACUCAAUAUUAAGAAAAUGAUAGAAAAAACGUGCGCACGCUUCUAA
This is a messenger RNA of Paraglomus occultum, 2826 nucleotides long. Lineage: Eukaryota; Fungi; Glomeromycota; Glomeromycetes; Paraglomerales; Paraglomeraceae. The record is from the annotation of a GenBank genome assembly.